UCGAUGUUACACAUAUUUUACCUGAUCUGGCUAUAUGUGUAUUAUAAUAAUAGGAUUCAUAACAACAAAGUUGUGAAAUAUAGAAAAUAAUUACACAAACCUAAGCAGAUAAUAUGCGAUAUUUGUGUUAAUGCUCUGGGAACAGGAUUCUUUACAACAAAGUUGUGACUUAUAAAGAAACAAAAUGGCACAAUCUGCAGUGAAGAUUUGCGAUAUUUGUGUUAGUGCUCCAGGAUCAUGUUAUUGUUUAUCAUGUGAACAAAGAUUUUGUGAACAUUGCAAAGCAUUACAUAAAAGACAGAAGAUUUCUAUGGAUCACCAGUUUGAAGGUAGUUGUGAAGAAUUACGGGACGAGACAUCUCGGUGUUCGGAUCAUGACGAGAACUUCAUAUAUAUCUGUACUAGCUGUGAUACGCCCGUUUGUCGACAUUGUGUGACUGACAAGCAUAAUGGUCAUAGAAUGUCUGAGUUACAGGAUUCAAUUUAUUUUUUAAAAGAAAAAUUAGCAGCAAUUGAUUUAACAAUAGGUGAAGCCAGUCAACAUGUAGUAGAUAUAGAGAAAGGAUUAAAGGUCUACGACCGUAGUAUUGAGUCUGUUAAAAGAGCUAUACGAAACGAAGGUGACAAGGUGAAAUCUUUGGUUGAUAAAUAUAUUGAUCAACAAAUUGACACUCUUAAACAAAGCACUAAAUCAGAAAAGAAAAAACUUAAGAAAAACCAAACAGACAAUAAAAUUUUCAUUGAAAAGGCAAAUGCAUGGAAUAACAGGAAAAUAAAAAUACUCAAACAACAGAAAGACACGAUGACAGAUGAUCUGAAAUCAUUAAUAGAGGAGGUAGAUGGCAUCCAAGCGGUACCAAUACCAGCUUUUCCUUCUAUACAUUACACUAUCACACCAGUAUCUAAAGAAGAUGUUGCCUCUCUAAUUGGUACAUACAAGAUAAGUCAGACGAAGUGUGGAAUUGAACAGUACAAGCACCAAAGUCAAAAGUCAGUUCAACAGACGACUUUCCGUGAAGAAGGAAUGUUUCUCAGGUGCAAGUUAUGCGGAGGAGAGCGAAUAGUUUCUUUCGAGUAA
Messenger RNA from Mytilus trossulus (common blue mussel), 1078 nucleotides. RefSeq names its product transcription intermediary factor 1-beta-like. Lineage: Eukaryota; Metazoa; Mollusca; Bivalvia; Mytilida; Mytilidae. The transcript is spliced from 4 exons. Gene Ontology annotation, biological process: protein monoubiquitination. The coding region runs from base 185 to 1078 and encodes 297 amino acids. Gene Ontology annotation, molecular function: zinc ion binding; ubiquitin protein ligase activity. The record is from RefSeq and is a predicted model, not a curated record.